Molecule: messenger RNA, 3180 nt
Organism: Ustilago hordei
Lineage: Eukaryota; Fungi; Basidiomycota; Ustilaginomycetes; Ustilaginales; Ustilaginaceae
Exons: 1
Coding region: 1-3180 (1059 amino acids)
Biological process (GO): glycoprotein catabolic process
Molecular function (GO): beta-mannosidase activity
Source: RefSeq, a predicted model, not a curated record
AUGACCAAAUCUAUGUUGGUCAUUGCUGCACUUGCGACCUUUGCCAUCCAUGCAGUGACGGCAUCCCAGCAAGCAUGGCAGCUUCCACCAUUGCCUUUGCAGUCUCCACUUGCCCCGCCUUGGCAUUUGACACACAGCAAAGGCGUCCGUCUCUAUUCCCUUUGCACUGCAGAGACGCAUCAACAAGCAUUUCCUCUACGUCCUACAACAGCUCAAGGUCCAGCCGCAGGUCACCCGAGCGCAACUCCUCAGGCGCCUUCACUGCGAUGGACCCUGUCCAACACCAACGAAUCGAUUCAAAUCGAUGCAUUAUUCCCCUCACUAGCCCAUCUUGACCUUCUCCGCGCAGGCAUCAUUGCUGAACCGUCUAUCGGCCUCAACGAAGGUCUAUACCGAUGGAUCAUUGAUGAAUCCACAUGGACGUACACUGCGGACCUCACUGCCAUCCUCAACCAGCUUGAAUCCACUGAAAGUCAGGAGCAAUGGUUGUACUUCCAAGGACUAGAUACUAUCGCUGACGUCUAUAUCGCAGGCGAGUUAAUCAACAGCACCCAUAAUGCACAUCUUUGGCAUGCGUUCCCGAUCCCCUCUCAGCUUCUGUCUGAGGAGAGGGAGGAGAGGAACAUAACGCUGGUCUUUCACAACACGAACGAGUAUGCUGCAGAACAGGCAAAACGGUUCGAUCCUGGGUAUCCAACCCAGAUAGAAAGCAGGGAUAGAUCGAGGACAACAGACUACGAGUAUCCAAAUCGCAUCUAUGUGAGGAAGCAACAGUCGGAUUUCGGAUGGGAUUGGGGGCCUGCGCUGAUACCUGUUGGUCCGUACAAACCUGCGUACCUGAUCGUGCUUCCUACUUCAACCCGUGGAGAGAAGGACAAGGUCGAAGCAAGACCAAGAGCAGAAGAGCCCAAGGAAAGUCAAGUAGCUACAGGGAGCCGUGGAGUAGUUGUUCUAUCGUCAGGCAUCGACAUCUACCGCAAAGGUCAAAUCAAUAAUCUUGCUCCACCGGACCCUGAGGCCAACUGGAUCGUUAAUGUGACCCUGACCUUACUUUCAGCUCAAGACGUUCAAUGGCCUUCAAUACGCCUAGAAAUCCCUUGCCUGGAUCUGUACACCUUUGACACGUAUCUCUCCUCCCAACUUUCCGCUGGACUCGACUCAGGCGUACAUGCAGUAUUCGAGAUCCCAUAUGGCGGCAAACACUCUCCUUCGCUAUGGUGGCCUCGAGGACAUGGUGAGCAGCAGCUCUAUAAUCUUAGCCUACGGAGUGACGAGCUUGGUCUGCAUUUCGACCGAACAGUCGGUUUUAGGACGGCGUAUUUCGAUCUCUCUCCCAUCUCCUCCCCUGAGAUUGAGCGGAAAGCUGUCCAGCCAGGCUCGAACUUUCGCCUCUUGGUCAACCAAAGGGAAAUCUAUGUGAUGGGAACGAAUCUUAUCCCUUUCGACACGCUUUCGCCCCGCACCUCACCUGCUUACUUGAGGUGGUUGUUGGAGUCAGCUGUGCAGAGCAACGUUAACAUGAUCAGGGUUUGGGGUGGAGGGAGUUAUGCGACGCAGGAGUUUUUGGAUGUUUGUGAUAGGAUGGGGAUUAUGGUUUGGAUGGAUGCCAUGUUUGCUGCUUCUCUCUAUCCUUACAAUGAGGAAGUUUUGGAAGAGGUGAGGGGGGAGGUGGGACAGGUGAUGCAAGGUGUGAUUUCGCAUCCGAGUGUGGUGUUUGUGGUGGGCAAUAAUGAAGGCGAGCUGUAUUUCUUAGGUGGUUAUGGGAGACGGAAGAGGGAUGAGGAAUGGAAGCAAGGUUAUGAGGCUGUAUUCAAUGAGGUGAUAUUAGAAGAGGUUAAGGGAAAGAGUAGAGGUAUGUCGUAUAUUCCAUGCUCGACAACAACGGGUUAUGUCUCGUUGGAUCCUUACAAGGGGAGGUACGAUCAGUACGAUAGGAAAAGAGAGUUACAUGGUACGGGCGAGCAUUACGGAUACAACGCAUCCCUAGCUUUCGAUAUCGAUAGCUACCCACGCUCGCGUUUCAUGGUCGAAUUCGGGAUGUUCUCCCUGCCUUCCAUCCACACUCUCGACCGAAUCAUCCCUUUAUCUGCAUCCUCCGAUCAAGAGACAGAGUUAUACUCGGUGAACUCAACCAUCCUCCGCUCGCACCUAAAACACUGGCCGGCAGGAAACCUCACUUACCCCUUCCCCGCUGAUCAAGGUCAAACCGAACUGGUUUCCGCGAUAAGCACCUACUUCCCCACCCCCUCUUCCACCAUCCAUCCCCCUCGCGCUCUCUUCAACCGCUACUGUUACUCAUCACAACUCUAUCAGUCGCUCUAUGUGACGAAUCAGAUCGCUAUGUACCGUCGUGGAGCAGCGCGCAGCGAGAGGAAUCGAGGAUUGGUCGUGUGGCAGUUGAACGAUGUGUGGGAAGCAACUACUUGGAGCUCGCUCGAGUACGGGGGAAGAUGGAAGAUGGUGCAUUACAACUUGGCAAAGGUGCAGAGAGAGUUGGCGGUGGUGGCGGUGCAUGAUGUCAAGAAGGAUGAAUUGGAGAUUGAUCUGUUGUACACUAAUGCGGCAGGGGUGGGAGGUGAGGUGACGGUGACAAAUGAGUGGUUUGAUUUCCGUGGAAAGCGAUUGCGGGAGGAAGAGGUUCACAAAGUCAGGGUGCCGGAUGGUGAGAUAGGGUAUAAAGUCGUACAGAAGAUCGAGAAUCUCUCCACCACCAUCUGCAGCAAUAAGAGGGAAGGCUGUUGGCUACGUCUUACCCUGACUAGCUCCUCUCGACCUCGAGUCAACACUUACUGGACCGCACCUGAAGAGCUUACUCGAACUCUAAGCCAUCUUUUCGCUGAUGAGCAACUCGGUGCCAACCUUACCCUUUCGCGAGUUCGCUCCUCUAAUAAAGCAGAGCAUCCCGGUUGGCAGGUGAAAAUCAAAAACACAGGUGCGGCUGUCGCACCUUACGUCUGGCUUGAACAUGGUCCGAACCAUGUUGGAUACUUUGCAAGGAACCGGGUGCCAGAAAAUGGAAUCAUCCUGAGGCCUGGAGAGGAGGGUUUGCUGACGUUUGUACGUGCCAAGACGAGUCGAGUGCCGGAUGGCGGCGAGGAGAGGAAUGAGGAGGAUUGGUUUAAUUCACUCAGUGUUUCGAGUUUGUUUGACAACUUUGGCCCUCUUUCUGCCAAGUUUUGA